Messenger RNA from Symbiodinium natans, 1284 nucleotides. The record is from the annotation of a GenBank genome assembly. NCBI's taxonomy places the organism in Eukaryota, Dinophyceae, Suessiales, Symbiodiniaceae.
AUGUCGCCCUCUGUCUCGUCGUCCUCCUCAAGCUCGUCAGAUGAUGAGCCCGACGCCCAAAUGUUAGCCGCCCAGGGCGAGUCUUCGGAGGAAGACGCCGACCAGCCGAGCUCCGCGAAAACACGUGCGAUGUGUGGCCAAUUCGUGUGGCCAUGUCCGCGCGAAUUUCCCGCCGAUCCAGCAGUUCGCAAAGCUCGCAACUUUCUCAUCCCUGAAGACAUGAGCAAGGAAACCCUUGGCCAAACUUUCAAGGCUGUGCUGGCGCAACACAACCAGUUCGUGAACCUGGACCGCCUUCAUAUCUUCGAUGAACCCCACAAAAAGUUCAAUGCCGCGACGGGCCUCCGUGCCAGGCACUACCACAUCAUUUUCCGCUUCAAGGCCGUUUUCGCGCACUUGCAGAUUGCGAAGUCCCUUCGGGCAAAGGGCAUCCAUGGGCACUUUUCGUUCAAUCUCGUCGGUUACCAGGCCUAUCUUCAAUAUUGCUUGCAGCCUUCGGCCCACAAGCUGCAAGCAGAUCUCGACAUGGAGCCCUGGUCCAUUCCCUCCCGCCUGACGGCACAGGAGCUUUUGACGAUUUGCAACGCGAAAAACCCCCAGCAAGAUGCGCGCAAUGGUCACGGCAAGGGCAAAAAGCGUGUCUUGAUGACAUUCAGUGAAAUUACUGAUUGCUUUGUGGAAGCAAACGUCAAGUCCACAAAGGAUGCUUGGCUUCUUGCAAAGAAGCGCAAGUUGGCAGGCGAUGAUCUCCUUUUCAACACCCUCGGGGCCGCGAAUGAUGUGAGCAGCUUGGUUGCCAAGGUUGUCCUUGCGUGGAAUUGCGAGGACAUGCCAACUGGCACACUCCUGUUCGACGCCAGCUUCUCGUUGCAACAGUUUCUUUCGCUGGACGCCAUUCAUCCGGAUCUUCCGCAGUGGGUCUCUGGGGGUCAUCUUUCGAAGGCUCUCAUUCUCCAGGGUGAGGGAGGUCUAGGCAAAACCGAACUGGCCUGCGCAAUCAUGUCCGUCAUAUGCAAAGGCAAAGGCUUUCAUUUCGUGAACAAGCUGGAUCGACUGCGAGAUGUAACCUUCCUGCCCCAUCAAGGUCUCAUCGUGGAUGAACUCUGCUUGCACAAUCGGGACAUAGAUGAUGUCAAAGGCCUUCUCGAUCUCGCAAAACGCAGGGAUGUACAGUGCCGCAACAAAGAUGGCGGCAUCCCAGCACAUUGCCCUCGCAUCUUCAAUACCAAUUGGGGUUGGGAUGGCUUCUUCCCGCCAGCUGUUGCCCAGACCAAGCACCAUUAA